Molecule: messenger RNA, 877 nt
Organism: Nymphaea colorata (pocket water lily)
Lineage: Eukaryota; Viridiplantae; Streptophyta; Magnoliopsida; Nymphaeales; Nymphaeaceae
Product: NAD(P)H-quinone oxidoreductase subunit U, chloroplastic
Exons: 5
Coding region: 135-767 (210 amino acids)
Cellular component (GO): chloroplast; chloroplast thylakoid membrane; NAD(P)H dehydrogenase complex (plastoquinone)
Source: RefSeq, a predicted model, not a curated record
CCAUCAUUUUGGGGUUCGGGUGGCUACGACUCUCCUCUUAUCUCUCUCUCUCUCUCCAACCCCACUCCAUCUCGUAUUAGAUCUUCGGCAAGCGGGAGAAGAGGAAGAAAGGAAAACGAUAGAGAGAGUAUACAAUGGCAGCAAGGAUCGUGUUCCCGACGUUUGGCCUCGUGGCUUCCCGGCCAAAAUUCGGCGAAUUUCAAGCGAAAAACAGACGGCUUCAAGUCCGAAGUUCGUCGGAGGCCUCACCGGAGACGGUCGUGGAGAGCCCCUCUGAAGACGCUUCUUCUUCUGCAUCGUCGUCCGUGGUGGGCAAGUCACAGGGUUUCUCCUCUCUCAUAACAGCAGACAACGUCCAGAAGGCGCUCCGAGGCAUAGCCAUCACGACCGUCGAUCAUUACGGCAGGCUUGACAUCCCCCGAGGGGCAUCCUACGAUCAGGUCAAUGUUGCAUACAAGAGGAAAUGCGAGGAUCUGAUGUAUCGUGGACUCGACGAGGAGCAGGCCGAGCAGGAACUCGCACUAUUGAAGGAAUCUUAUGCAAUCCUAUCAUCUGAAGAAGAGAGAAGAUUAUAUGAUUGGAGUAUAGCAAGAAGCGAGAAACCUGACCGUUAUGUUUGGCCAUUUGAAGUAGACAUAACACAGACUCCUACUGAGCCUCCUCCCCCUCAGGAGCCGGAGGAUGUUGGACCAACCAGGCUAGUAGGUUAUUUCCUCGUAGGGUGGUUCGUGUUAUCCAUUGUACUGUCAAUUGAACUCAACAGGUAACCGAAGAAAAGAAAAAAUUGUGUUGUAUCUAUUCAAGAUGAAUGAGAGACAGAAAGAUUGUUCACGAGCUGACUCGUGUUUACAUUAUAUUAUCUCAUUUUGGCAGUCAA